Molecule: messenger RNA, 1009 nt
Organism: Plodia interpunctella (Indianmeal moth)
Lineage: Eukaryota; Metazoa; Arthropoda; Insecta; Lepidoptera; Pyralidae
Exons: 7
Coding region: 107-898 (263 amino acids)
Source: RefSeq, a predicted model, not a curated record
AAAUUCGCAAAUCGCCGAUGAUCUGUUUUUCGUAGAUAGCAAUUAGUUUAAUAAGUCCCACUGUCAAGGAUUGCUGCAGUAGCUUCUUAAUCGUGAAACUCUAAGAAUGAAGCUAUUUUUGGUACUUAUAUUGUGUGCGUUGGCGGCGGCCGCGCCCCGCUCUCAGAAGCAAGAUGUGCUGCAGUUCGAUAUGUCAGCCGCGGAUAUCAACAACAACCCCGAGCAGCGCAACAUCCUGUUGAACGCGCUGAUCCGCCAGCUGAUCGCGUACGUGCGCCGCGUCAUCAACAACGGCUCCGUCAUCUUCGGCUUCCCGCCCCUUGACCCACUCGUCGUCGAGGAGUACCACCUCUACAUCCCAGCUGGACUCAUCAACUUGGACAUGAAACUAAGAGAUAUCUUGAUAACUGGUUUUGGUGGCUUCGAGGUGCCAAAGAGCGAGCUUGACCUGAGGAGUAUGACGUUUGACUUGGACAUCGUAUUCCCACACUUAGACAUUGUUGCAGGUGAAUACGACUUAGUCGGUGACCUCUACAACGCUAUUCCUCUAUACGGAAAGGGCCCUGCCAGGUUUGUUAUCGAAAACUUCAGAGUAAGCGCCAUACUUCACCUGAAGCAGUCUGAGGAUGGAGCCUCUGUGCUGCUGGACAGGAUCUCAGGCGCUUCCUUUGCUAUCCCUAGUUUUAAGUGUGAUAUCAAUGGUGUUAUCGGCGGCGGAGACAUCGACGCUAUAGUAAACGCCAUUACUGAGGAAGUUCUGAUUGGCUACGUAAACCGUUUCCAAGGAGCCAUCUCCUUCAUCGUAUCCACCUUAGGCGUGGAUAUCGCGAACCCAUUCUUGGACCAACUGAACACCUGGAGAUACAUCGCACCUUUCAUUCCUCGUAAUUCGGACUAAAACUACUUCAUUACUAAGAAUACUGUGUAUGAAGAAAUCAAUAAAAUUAAAUCCCACAGCGAUAUUGAUAGGAUCUGUAUGUACAUUAAACGAUUAAAUUGAUAAAACCUC